AUGGGGGAGCAGCGGGCGCUCGCGGCCGCCAAGGAUGGGGACCUGGCCACCCUGGAGCGGCUGCUGGAGGCGGGUGCCCUGGGCCCGGGCGUCACCGACGCCCUGGGGGCCGGCCUGGUGCACCACGCCACCCGGGCCGGCCACCUGGCCUGCGUCAAGUUCCUGGUGCAGCGGGCCCAGCUGCCCAGCAACCAGCGGGCCCAUAAUGGGGCCACGCCGGUGCAUGACGCCGCCGCCACCGGCAGCCUGGCCGAGCUGUGCUGGCUGGUGCGCGAAGGGGGCUGCGGUCUGCAGGACCGAGACUCCUCGGGCGUCUCCCCGCUGCACCUGGCCGCCCGCUUCGGACACCCGGUGCUGGUGGAGUGGCUGCUGCGAGAAGGCCACGCGGCCACGCUGGAGACGCUGGAGGGGGCCUUGCCGCUGCACCACGCCGCCGUCAGCGGGGACCUGACCUGCCUGAAGCUCCUGACGGCCGCCCACGGCAGCGGCGUGAACCGGCGGACGCGCAGCGGCGCCUCCCCGCUCUACCUGGCCUGCCAGGAGGGCCACCUGCACCUGGCCCAGUUCCUGGUGAAGGACUGCGGCGCCGACGUGCACCUGCGCGCCCUCGACGGCAUGAGCGCCCUGCACGCCGCCGCUGCCCGCGGCCACUACUCGCUCGUCGUCUGGCUGGUCACCUUCACGGACAUCGGCCUGACGACACGGGAUAACGAGGGGGCCACCGUCCUCCACUUUGCCGCUCGAGGCGGCCACACGCCCAUUCUAGACCGGCUCUUGCUGAUGGGCGCCCCCAUCAUGAGAGACUCCUGGGGUGGGACCCCUCUCCAUGACGCAGCGGAGAACGGGCAGAUGGAGUGCUGCCAGACGCUGCUCUCCCACCGCGUGGACCCCGCCCUGCGGGACGAGGACGGCUACACGGCCGCAGACCUGGCGGAGUACCACGGCCACCGCGACUGCGCCCAGUACCUCCGCGACAGCGCCCGGCCGGUGCCCCUCCUGAUGGCGCCCCCGCCGCCGCCGCCGUUCCCCCCUCCUCCGCUGUCGGCUGCAAGGCACUCCCUGGUGGAUGGAAGAAGAGGGGCCCCAGGUCUCGGGGAUCCCACCGCGUCUCUCAGCCCAUCCUGGCCCGGCCAGCCUGACCAGCCUCUUCCGAGGGAGCAUACGACCCGCACAGCACCCCUGAGGGUCACCACCAGUGCCACAGCCGUCCCAAUGGGGACGGAGACGGCAGCGGGGGGCGCCCCGGACAGCCUGGUCGCGCUGCAGCUGGACGGGCUGCCCUCGGGCGACCUCGACGGGCUGGUGCCCACGCGGGAUGAGCGCGGCCGGCCCAUCCCCGAGUGGAAGCGGCAGGUGAUGGUGCGGAAGCUGCAGGCUCGCCUGGGCGCAGCUCCAGCGCCAGAGACCCAGGACGACGGCGGGAGCGCGGGCGCCACGGAGCAGGCGGCCUGGCGGUACUCGCAGACCCACCAGGCCAUCCUGGGCCCCUUCGGGGAGCUGCUGACGGAGGACGACCUGGUGUACCUGGAGAAGCAGAUCGCAGGCCUGCAGCUGCGGCGCCGCUGCCAGGAGUACGAGAGCGAGCUGGGCCGGCUGGCGGCCGAGCUGCAGGCCCUGCUGCCUGCUCCCCUGGUCAGCAUCACCGUCAACAGCCACCUCCUGCCCCCCGCGCCCGGGCUGGAGGGCGAGGGGGCCCCCAGCCCCGAGGUCGAGCCCGAGGGCCCCGCGGGGGCUUCGCAGGCCACGCCCGGCGCGCAGCCCCUGCCCUUCUGGUGCAGCCACGUCGCCCGGCUGGUGCGCAGCUUGUCCCUGCUGCUGAAGGGCGUGAACGGGCUGGUGCAGGGCGAGGAGAGGCCCCCGCUGGAGGCCCGCGGGGAGGCGCCAGCCAGCCCUCCGCGGAGCGAGGCCCAGCGCGAGAUCCAGGAGUGUGGGGUGUCGGUGCGGACGCUUCGGGGCAACUUCGAGUCAGCCCCCGGCCGGCCCUGCACCCCGAGCCCUGGCCCCUGUGAGCUGGGGCCCCAGCCGGGGCCGUGCCUGAGAGGCUGCUGGCCCUCCCCCUUGCAGCCCCGCGGCGGCCCGAUCGGAGGGGAGCCGGGGCCGGGCGACGCGGAGGAGGCCAGCGACUCGGGCAUCAGCUGCGAGGAGGCCCCGUCGGAGGCGGCGGCCGUGCCUGGCCCUGACCUGGCCGCCAGCCUGCGCAAGGAGCGCAUCGUUACGCUCUUCCUUGGCCACUGGAAGAAGUCGGCCUACACGCCGGCCCUGAAGACGGCGGCCUGCAGGACCCUGGAGGCCCGGCGCGUGGAGCCGCGGGGGCGGGAGGCGGCCGGGGGCCCUCGGCGGCCCUCCCCGCCGCCCAGCGAGAGCCCGCGGCUGGGCCACCUGUGGCAGCAGCGCAGCAUCAUCGCCCACCUGCUGGGCAACUGGAAGUCCAUCCUGGCGCACGUGCCCGCCCGGCAGCUGCGGCGGCUGAGCCGGCGGCCCCGCGGCCCCCUGUCCCCCGAGCAGUUCCUGCCCCACGUGGACGGGGCGCCGGUGCCCUACGGCAGCCUCACGCUGGACCUCUUCAUGCUGGGCUACUUCCAGCUCCUGGAGUGCGACCUGCCGGCUGAGGAGCGCAAGAUGCGCCACCUGCUCUGCUUCGAGGUCUUCGAGCACCUGGGCGCCCACGGCUGGGAGGCCGCGCGCGCCUUCCACAAGGCCGUGACAGACGAGGUGGCUGCCGGCCGCCGUGCCUGGACCGACGGCUUCGAGGACAUCAAAGCCCGCUUUUUCGGCUCCAGCCGCAGUCCCCCCUGGGGCGCGGAGCCCGGCCGCAAGCCGGGCCUGACCCCGCUCCGGCCCCCGCCCCGUGCCGGCCCCAGCGGCGGCCCCGGGCCCGCGGCACCGAGGCUGGGGUCCGGCCCCCAGCGGGGCAGCUUCAACAGCGAGGACAUCUGUGGCUACAUCGACCGGAGCUUCGCCUUCUGGAAGGAGAAAGAAGCCGAGAUGUUCAGCUUCGGGGAGUGAGAUGGGCUGGCAGCCCGCCUUCCUCCCAGCGGGGUUUCCGGUGUGGUUUUGGUCCUCUCUCCUCUUUUCCUGUCGCCCACCUGGUGGCCAGGUCAGCCUGGAGGGCAGGCCGGCGGGUCCUCAGCGUGCUAGUUGCCACCCUCCAGGUCUGCCCCCUGGCAGGAGCCAGCUUCGGAGCCCUUCUCACCGCUGGCCCGAGAGUCAGUCCCCCAGUCGGCGCCGAAGCCGCAUGACUCGCCGUCUCGGCCCCGCGCCCUUCUGCCUGGUCUCCCCUCAGGCACCUGUGAUUCCAGCCCGUGUUUCCCAUUGCUCCUCCUUCCUGACUCGCCUGGGCGUCCCUUCUCUCAGUUCCUCUGGUGCCGCUGGCUCUGGUCGCGUCCUGGGCCCCUGUCUGCCCUCCUCGGGUCCUGCCUCCGUUCCUUCUGGUGACCUUGGGCCAUGCCCCUUCCCCUCUUCUGUCCCCUUUCCCCACCUGUGAAGUGGCAGAGGAGCUGGGGGUCGGAGAGAACGGGAUUCGGCGGGCAAGAGACCAGACUCCCGAAUCCUCCGGGUCAGGGAGGGAAACCAAGGGGCCUUAGGGGAGAAGUGUCUUGCAGCCGGGCCGCCGCCUCCCUGCAGACAGACCCGUUGGGAUAGGGGUCUCUUGUGGCGUCCCUACGUGCCUACAGAGCUCGGAGGGCUCAGACAAGGUGUGGGAUGGAACAGGGGGUCCUCCCAGCCAGCUGACUUGAGGCUGUCACAGGGAGGGAUGAUCCGGAAGAUAUAAAGUCGGGGGUGUCAGGCAAUCGGAGCUGCCAGGGCCGCGCAGGGGGGCAGCGCUGGCAAUGGCUCCAGCUCCAGACCCCCCUGCAGGGCGGACACCGGACGUGAGCUUGCUAAAUAAAGAUCCAUUCCUGGCCGGCCUUCCCACCUGUGCCCAUAGAGAGAGGGCCCCACCUGGUGGGCACCGAGACCCCGGUCCUCAGCUCAGCUCGGCCGAAACAACAGAGGCAGCAUCCUUAGCCCCACAGAGCCUCCACGUCCUCAUCUGUAAAAUGGGGGUAUGGCCUCGCCCGCCCAUUCCCGGGGUCCUGGUGAGGGUGGACUGAGGUCCCGUAUGAGGGGGUCUCUGUCCUGGGGUGACAGUGACACCAGCCUGUGUCGGUAUUUUAAGGAGCAGGUUCUAACGAGCAGGGCACCAACCCCAGGCAGCUGGGAGCAUUGCAUACGCUGUUGCCGUCAUGAGGCCCUGGCGCUUAGACCCGAAACUCAACCUUUGGAGCUAGACAAGGGCUGGUCCACAGGGCGCUUCCGCUGCCCAGGCCGGCGGGGUGCAGGUCCAAGGGGGGUGGGGUGAGCCCGGGGCGCGGGGGUCAGAAGGUGCUGGGCACCCCGAUGUCUCUCUCCCUGUGUGCCUCCUGCAGGACACUGUUGUUCAGAGGAGGCCCCGAGGGGGGUGGGCGGCAGUCCCAGAGGUCGCCUGCUGGCCAGGGUGCUCAGGAGAGCACGGGGCGGGGGCCCAGCACGCCCAACUCAAGGCGUCCCUGCCUCCUCACUAUGGCCUCGGGCACGUCCCUCCAUGCCCUCACUUUCCCAGCAGCCCACAGUAUCCUGGGGUCCAGGAGGGCCUGGGCUCAAGGUGAGUGGCAGGCAAGGCUUGAGGCGGGGGCUCAGACCCAAGCUUGAGGCCUGGAAGGGAGGAGAGGACUUCUCUGCUUGGCACCCACGGGGGACUCCCCAAAUGCCCUUCUGCGGACACUCUGCUUCCUGGGAGUCCUUCUUAUAAAAACAGGGUGUCCUGGGAGCAGCCCCAGGGGUUCUGAGUCCCUUGGCCUGGGCUGGGCCCGAUAAAGCUGCGAUUCUUUUUAAAGAUAUUCCAGGUGAUUCUGAUGUUCAGAGACCUGGGAACCCCUGGCCCACUAGCAACUCUCCUGUGGGAAGCAGGUGUCCCCUGCAGUAGGCGAGGGCUGGCCCUGGCAAGGCCACACGUGCAGCUGUAAGGCCUGUUUGGUCCCUGUAAUCCUGUCAUCCAGUUGUCAAAAGCUCACCGAGGACCCCGGAGCCACUACCUAGGGAUCCGGAGGCUGUGAGGUGACCGGACACAAAACAAGGUGCAAAACCAGGGGCUUCCAGAAGAGUCGGGAAAAUACUGGAGAAAGGGAACCCCGUCUCUCUCCCCGGCUCAUAAAUAUGUGCAGGACAAAUAUGAAGAAAAAGCUGUAUGGGAAAAAUAUGGGAAUAGUGUAAGCUGUUCACGUAUCAAUGCAUAGAUUUAGGCAGAGUCAAACUCUUUUUUAAAGACUCUAAAGUUCUUUUGAAGCAAACCAUGAACAAAGCCAGCUGUGGAGGCCAGCCUCCAAGAAGGCCUCCAGUAAGCCCACCUCCUGGAAGCACGUCUGCUGGAGUCCCUCCCACAUUGUACCUCAGAAUACGGCAGAAGCCACAGACAGCACCUCCAAGUAGGUUAUGAAAGACUCCCAUCUUUGUUGCUGUCUUAUCUCUGGGGGAAGCUGGCCGCCAUGUUCGGAGCAGCCCUGUGGGGAGGUCCGUGUGGGCCCCCACCCAAGGCCAGCCUUCAGACAACUGUAGUCUGGCCAGCCCCUUGGAGCCAGCUAAGGACAGAUCCUGAGGCAGAACCACCCACUAAAGUGGUCCCAGAACCAUGAAACUGUGUGAGAUAAUAAAUGUUCGUUGUUUUAAGACACUAGACUUUGGGGUCAUUUGUUAUGCAGCAAUAGCUAACUAAUACAACAGACUAGACGAUUUUAAAUAGAAGAGUAACGAAGGGGCUUACAUUUCAAAUAUGACGACAUCAUAAUGAUAAAGAAAUAGUCCAUCAAACAAGGUGGUUCUGACCCCCAGAAUAUGGUGACUCAGAUCAACAGACCAGAAGAGAGAAAGCUGAGAUAUUUCACACAGAAAACUUUGCCCUUGAGAUAAAGGCACUGCAGCAAAUCCGUGGGGGAAAGAAGGAAUUAUUAAUAACCGUACAGAGAACGUUGGUAACUAUUUUGGGAAAAAAAUGUAUGACCGAGGGGGUGGACGGGUCUGGUUGAGCAGGACCUCACGGCGUGAAGGCACCGGGCCAAGCGUAGGGGACAGUUUUACCUCCUGCUGGAGAAAGUGCCUCCGUCACCCAAGAUGGCGACCCUCUUGUCCACACAUCGAGCUGUAACCCUUGGUGAUCUCACUCCCCAAAUCUGUUCUGGGGGAGCAAUCACAGAGGUGACACCGUACUAGCUAUCAUAGUCCAAAACGGCACACAACUCACACAUCCAUUAAUAGGAGCGACUGACUGGGUGUCAC
Physeter macrocephalus (sperm whale) is the source of this 6291-nucleotide messenger RNA. It is a transcript of the gene ESPNL, whose product is annotated as espin like. The transcript has 9 exons. Gene Ontology annotation, cellular component: cytoplasm. The record is from RefSeq and is a predicted model, not a curated record. Bases 1 to 3006 code for a protein of 1001 amino acids. Gene Ontology annotation, molecular function: actin filament binding. Gene Ontology annotation, biological process: actin filament bundle assembly. Lineage: Eukaryota; Metazoa; Chordata; Mammalia; Artiodactyla; Physeteridae.